AUGCCGGCAUUUCACAUGAUCUAUGCGUUCAUCGUUAUCCUCCAUAUUGAUAUCUAUUCUCUACCACUUGAGCAUUUGUUAAUCCAUACUUGGUCACUUGGCGCUUCGCUCCAUAAUGUACUCAGUCGUAUCAAAGCCCAUCCCCAGACCUACCCCGCAAUAGACAUCGCCUACUCCUCUACAGACCCCAUUCGAGAGCCAGUAACCCUACAACUAUCCUCAAAUGGUCUCCGACUGCGCUUCGACGGUCCCGAUCAAAGAUUACGUCUGAUUGAAGUACUCGACUUCACCAAGAUCCCCCUAGUGUAUAAAAACCAGGAAGUUUUGAAAGGGGGCAAACCGCAGGAACGGGCUGUCUCGCACCAGGGUCCUAGUUUCGGACAUAUCUACCAUCGCCUAUUUGGUCUUUCCUAUCCAGGCGAAUACAGACCUCCGACUAAUCAGUCACCAUACGGCACAUAUGUAUUGUCAUACCCCGGGGUGGCCUUCUCGUUUCCCCUCCAACACUCGGCUUGGUCAGACCAGUGUGAUUUUGGGAGAUUGUUCACUCAAGAGCAAAAGUAUCCUCGAAACCCGGCCCUGGCGGGCAAGAACAGAGAAUCUGUGCCAGAUGAGAUUGAAGAGUUCAAUAUCCUAGGUGCAGGUAAAAUUGAAAUCGUUCGGAGAUCAUCCCCUACCAGCUACAUCACGCUGUCGGAAACCACCCCGCAGGAUCUUGUGGCAGAGUUCGGCCCGCCCGACGCCAUUUAUCGUAAACAUGAUAGGAGGAUAACAAUCCACCGCGCUGCUGGCGGGGGUGGUGAAGACCAUAUUCACAUGAGUCCGCCUCCAGGUAGAGGAAUUGACGUGACUGAUACCGAUCAGUCGUCGAAUAACAGUGGCACUGAAGAUUCAGACGAAGAACUCUAUCAACCCCAUAAUUUGGACCCAUCAUCGCUACCAACAGAAUGCUUCCUGAAUUAUUUCCAUCAUGGGUUCGAUGCAUUCGUAUCUUACCCUACUACCCCUGGGCCUGCGUUUCCAGGAUCCGAACUUCAGGACCCAUCCCCUCCGUCUCCUUCCACUCAGCUGGUAGUGACUAAGAUUGUUCUGCAUGGAAACGUGCCAGGAUCAUAUCCGUUCAAUCGCCAUCGGCGCAGUCGUUGGAAGAUAAAGCUAGACUCAUCUGGGAAUGCAGUCACUUCAGAAACCCGCUACGAUGAUAUCUCUGAGCGGCUUAGAGAGGUCUGGAAGGGCUCUUACGCGAACCCUGCCGAAGAGCGAGCCUUACAGAGGCCUAUGGUACUGAAUCGAGGAUGGGGCGAUAGUCCUGAGAGUAGCGUGGAAUUCCUUGGUGGAUGGGAAGAGAGUACAGGUAAAGGUCAGAGGCCUGGACAGGAUAGUCACGAUGGAGGUUUAGGGAACACCGAGCUCUUUGGCUUUCCUGGUCUGCUGUUUGAGGUUAUGAAGAACAGUGCAGUUAGCUGCUUGACCGUAUAUUAA
This is a messenger RNA of Aspergillus bombycis, 1482 nucleotides long. RefSeq names its product UPF0183 domain protein. Bases 1 to 1482 code for a protein of 493 amino acids. Gene Ontology annotation, biological process: Golgi to plasma membrane protein transport. NCBI's taxonomy places the organism in Eukaryota, Fungi, Ascomycota, Eurotiomycetes, Eurotiales, Aspergillaceae. The record is from RefSeq and is a predicted model, not a curated record. Gene Ontology annotation, cellular component: trans-Golgi network. The transcript has 3 exons.